Liolophura sinensis is the source of this 1410-nucleotide messenger RNA. Its product is annotated as solute carrier family 52, riboflavin transporter, member 3-B-like. Gene Ontology annotation, cellular component: plasma membrane. Gene Ontology annotation, biological process: riboflavin transport. Lineage: Eukaryota; Metazoa; Mollusca; Polyplacophora; Chitonida; Chitonidae. The record is from RefSeq and is a predicted model, not a curated record. The transcript is spliced from 2 exons. Bases 1 to 1410 code for a protein of 469 amino acids. Gene Ontology annotation, molecular function: riboflavin transmembrane transporter activity.
AUGUUUGAAAAGCACAAGGACACCUCCUUGUUGGUUCAUAUCCUCGUCUGUCUGUUUGGUAUAGGCGCCUGGGUCGGAACAAAUGGCAUUCUCAUUGAACUUCCGAUUCUGGUAGAGCGACUUCCGGAGCGAUGGAACCUAGCCUCCUACCUUGUCAUCGCCAUCCAACUGGCCAACAUCGGUCCUCUGCUCUACACCGUCGCACAUCUCCUCUUCCCCAGGUGGGUCUACGAGAAGCCGUUCGCUUAUGUCAUCAUCGUCUUGGCUGCUCUUUGCUGCCUGCUUCUCAUAUUUCUGUGGCAGCAAACCACCGAGGUAGGCGGAGUAGAACACAGCACCAUUCUUCUCGUACUGCUGUUUUUCCUGGCCAUGGCAAACUGUACGUCGUCCGUCGUGUUCCUGCCGUUCAUGGCCCAGCUGAAGACGUCGUACAUGACGUCUUUCUACAUAGGACAGGGACUUAGCAGUCUCUUACCCAGCAUGGUGGCCCUGGGACAGGGGGCAGGGGCGAUGAGCUGUCAGAACCGCUCCCAGGGGAACGUGACCUUGCUGGGGGAGAACCUGACCACGUUCUACAUGGAGGCCGAGUACUACCCACCCAGGUUUCCACCCAGAGAGUUCUUCGGGUUUAUCUUUGUCACUAUGGUCAUCUGCGGCCUGGCCUUUGUACUUCUGAACCACUUGUCCGUCUGCAAGAAUGAGAGAGUAGAAGCCAAGGACCCGAUACCGGACGAGCAGGAGAAAGCCCCAGAGAAACUGUCAGUGGUGUACCAAGCUGACCUGAAGCCAGAAUCUGUAUGCCAAGAUGGCAUACCCCAAAACGACAGCAGGGGUGAAAGCGCCGGAUGUUGGUCCAAAGUAAAAUCUUGCUUUUCUAACUGUUCGAGCGAAUCCACCAUGGGUUACUUUUUACUGUUGACAGUCAAUGGCUGGAUCAACGCUUUAGAGAACGGUAUUAUUCCGUCUAUACAGUCCUACGCGUACUUACCGUACGGAAACCAACCGUAUCACCUGGCUCUAGUGUUCGCCAAUGUCGCCGACCCCACCGUCUGUUUCCUCGCCUUCUUCUUACCAACGACUUCCAAGCGCCUCGUCACUGUCUUCAUGAUUCUAGCCACAGCAGCUUCCAGUUACAUUAUUACCUUAGCAUCCAUGAGUCCAGACCCAUUCAUGGUGGAGGACAACCUGGGCGACAUAGUAGCUGUCGGAGCACAAGUGAUAGCGACGAGUUUCCUGACGUACUCCAAACUCUCCAUAGCGGCCAUUUUCCGAGAAAGGGGAGGCAAAUCUUUGCUGUGGUAUGGAGCUGUCACUCAGCUGGGGAGUCUUAUAGGAGCCUUGGUUACAUUUUACUUGGUGAACGUUUUGAAUGUGUUUGUGGCUGCCCCACCGUGCCGUGGUGAAAGCUGA